CAAGCGUCCUCUGCAGAUUUAAUGAUCAGGAACAUCCUCCUGAUGCACGCCGGGAGGUACGGCUGCAGGGUCCAGACCGCGGCGGACGCCGUGUCAGAUGAGACGGAGCUGCUCGUGAGGGGUCCUCCUGGUCCCCCAGGGGUUGUAAUAGUGGAGGAAAUUACAGACACCACAGCAACACUCUCCUGGAGUCCUGGGGCAGACAAUCACAGCCCUAUCUCCCUCUACAACCUGCAAGCACGCAGUCCAUUUUCUCUUGGCUGGCAGACCGUGAAAACAGUUCCAGAUGUGAUAAGUGGUGACAUGGAGUCUGCUAUGGCUGUUGAACUGAACCCUUGGGUGGAGUAUGAGUUCAGAGUUGUAGCAACCAACAAAAUUGGGACCGGAGACCCAAGUGCACCAUCACGAGUGAUCAGAACCAACGAAGCAGUUCCAAAGACACCUCCAGCUAAUGUAAGUGGCAGAAGUGGAAGGCGACAUGAAUUAGUAAUAGCAUGGGAGCCAGUGUCAGAAGAGUUUCAGAAUGGAGAAGGAUUUGGAUAUAUUGUAGCCUUCAGACCCAAUGGAACUCGUGGCUGGAAGGAAAAAAUGGUCACAUCUUCAGAUGCCUCAAAGUUCAUCUACAGAGAUGAAAGUGUGCCACCUCUGACUCCUUUUGAGGUGAAAGUUGGUGUUUACAACAACAAAGGAGAUGGUCCCUUCAGCCCUAUUGUGGUCAUCUGCUCAGCUGAAGGAGAACCCACUGCUGCUCCCAUCGAUGUCAAAGCUACAAGUUUGUCUGUAUCAGAGAUUCUUGUUGCGUGGAAACAUAUUAAAGAAAGUCUCGGAAGACCACAGGGAUUUGAGGUUGGUUACUGGAAGGACAUGGAGCAGGAAGAAGCAGCAGAAAAGGUCAAAACUGAGGGAAAUGAAUCAUCCAUCCUCCUGACAGGGUUAGAAGGAAACACAUUAUACCACCUAACAGUGAGGGCGUACAACGCUGCAGGGUAUGGACCACCUAGCACUGCUGUGCGUGCAGCAACCAAGAAGUCCCCUCCCAGCCAAGCACCAGGCAAUAUUAUGUGGAUACAGGAUGGCUCUCAUGUGUCUCUUGGGUGGGAGCCAGUCAGACCUCUAGCUAAUGAAUCUGAUGUAAUGGGAUACAAGGUAUUAUUUAGACAAGAAGGACAGAGCAACAGUCAAGUUAUAGAGACACAGAAAACCUCUGCAGUGGUACUUCUUCCUGAUGUUGGUGUCUACAUCAUUGAGGUCUGCGCAGUCAGUGAAGGAGGGGAUGGAACUGCGAGUCCCCAGAUCAGAGUCCCAUCUUUUUCAGGUAAGAUUACACUUAUGUUU
Molecule: messenger RNA, 1335 nt
Organism: Phaethon lepturus (White-tailed tropicbird)
Lineage: Eukaryota; Metazoa; Chordata; Aves; Phaethontiformes; Phaethontidae
Product: contactin-5
Exons: 9
Biological process (GO): cell-cell adhesion; brain development
Molecular function (GO): cell-cell adhesion mediator activity
Source: RefSeq, a predicted model, not a curated record